ACACUGCACCUUUUCCAACACUGCACCAAACCAAACAAAAAUAAAGCGGUGCUUUUUAGUUAAAUUACUAAAUUAAAUUUAAGUUAAAAGUUCGCAAUCACAAUGGCCAGCGGAUCCAGGACAACGAUAUUGCCGCAAUCGAAGGAGGCCCUGUUGAAAUCCUACAAUGCGCGCCUGAAGGACGACGUACGCAGCAUGCUGGAGAACUUUGAGGAAAUCCUGAAGCUGGCGCGUCGCGAGAGCCACAGUCAGAUCUCCAAGACGACGCAAUGCGAACAGGAUGCGCUGGAAAUGCAGGUGCGAGCGGCCAAUAUGGUUCGCGCUGGCGAAUCCCUGAUGAAGCUGGUGGCCGACCUCAAGCAGUACCUCAUCCUCAACGAUUUCCACUCGGUAAACGAGGCCAUCACGAACAAUUCGCAGCUAUUUCGCAAUACCCAGAGCGAAUGCGACAAGAAGCUGAUGAAGCUGCGCGACGAGAUGGCCAUGGAUCUGUACGAUCUGGAGGAGGAGUAUUACACGAGCAUAUUUAAGUAGCCCUAAGUUUGUAUUUGAAUGUCCCUGAAAGAUACAGCAAUGAACGUAACGUAAUAACUAGUAA
Molecule: messenger RNA, 598 nt
Organism: Drosophila takahashii
Lineage: Eukaryota; Metazoa; Arthropoda; Insecta; Diptera; Drosophilidae
Gene: MED22
Product: Mediator complex subunit 22
Biological process (GO): regulation of transcription by RNA polymerase II
Cellular component (GO): mediator complex
Molecular function (GO): transcription coregulator activity
Source: RefSeq, a predicted model, not a curated record